Messenger RNA from Chelonoidis abingdonii (Abingdon island giant tortoise), 1392 nucleotides. The record is from RefSeq and is a predicted model, not a curated record. Lineage: Eukaryota; Metazoa; Chordata; Testudines; Testudinidae.
AUGGAACCUCUGGGAGCAACAACUGUUUUCUUGCUGAUUUGUGUCUCUUGCUUUCUUUUCCUUUCAGCAUGGAGAAAGAUGUCUGGAAAUGGAAAGCUGCCGCCUGGCCCUGUUGCUUUUCCCAUCAUAGGGAACACGCUACAGCUGAGUACAAGGAACUUGCCCCAAUCUAUACAUGAGCUCAGUGCGAAGUAUGGCCCGGUUUUCACAAUAUACGUGGGUUCACUGCGGGUUGUGGUGCUGUAUGGACAGGAGGCUGUGAAGGAAGCUCUGAUUGAUCAAGGGGACGAGUUCAGUGGAAGAGGAAAACUGGCACUGGCUGACAAGCUUGCCAAAGGAACAGGCAUUAUAUUCAGCAAUGGGGAGCGGUGGAAGCAGCUUCGCCGAUUUGCCCUCACCACCUUGAGAAACUUUGGGAUGGGGAAGAAAAGUGUUGAGGAAAGGAUCCAGGAGGAAGCCCAUUUUCUGGUGGAAAGGCUCAGAAGAACACACGGUGGGGAAUUGCUGCAUCUGUACAAUUUUUUCCCAACUCUCAUGGAUUAUAUCCCUGGGCCUCACCAGGAGUUACUUAAAAAUUCAGAGGAGUUGAGAAUCUUUGUUCUGGAGAGAGUGAAGAUGCACAAAGAGUCUCUGGAUCUUAGCUGCCCUCGAGACUUCAUUGAUGCUUUCCUCAUCAAAAUGGAACAGGAGCAACAGAAUGACCAGUCAGAAUUUAACGCUGAAAACUUGGUGAGAAGCACACUAGACUUAUUCCUUGCUGGAACGGGGACAACCAGCACCACCCUGAGACAUGGACUCCUGAUUCUUCUGAAAUACCCAGAUAUAGAAGAAUUUAACCCAGGACAUUUCUUGGAUGAAAAUGGUGCCUUUAGGAAGAGUGACUUCUUCAUUCCUUUUUCUGCAGGGAAACGGAUUUGUGUGGGAGAGGCUCUGGCUCGGAUGGAGCUGUUUUUGCUACUGACAACGAUUUUGCAGAAUUUUACCUUGAAAUCUCUCAUUGACCCCAAAGACAUUGAUAUAACUCCACUACCAAGUACAGUGGUAAAUGCACCAAAACCAUACCAGCUCUGUGUUUUGCCUCGAUAAAGACCAUGAAAAGUCAGCUCCGUGUCCUACACCAGUUGUGAAUUUGAUUGUCUAUAAUCCCAGACUCAUUAGUACAGUGACAGAAAUGAACUCACUGUCUCGAAACAGAAAGUUAAAUAAUCUGGCUUUUUAAGUAACUGUGAUGUAACAAAAUUAAGUGCAAUACCAAAAAAAUAACAUAGGCAUGUACAAUAAGCCAGCAAUGUUCUCAGAUUGUCUCAGGUGUGAAUCUGUUCCUGACAUAAGCUGGGUAUGUUUUCAGUUCAUUUGUGGUGCAGUUGACAACAAUGGAAACUACUUUUGACA